Metopolophium dirhodum (rose-grain aphid) is the source of this 672-nucleotide messenger RNA. RefSeq lists its product as uncharacterized. The coding region runs from base 48 to 518 and encodes 156 amino acids. The transcript is spliced from 4 exons. The record is from RefSeq and is a predicted model, not a curated record. Lineage: Eukaryota; Metazoa; Arthropoda; Insecta; Hemiptera; Aphididae.
GCCAUUACGUCUGCGUAUAAUUGUAUUGUCAUAUUCUCGACCGAAAAAUGUUGACGCGUAAAGAAGAAUUAUUUGUGAAGCCUUUUCAGCAAAGAUUAUAUCAUCAACAUAAAGUCAAACUCAAGUCGGCCACCGCGCGGGUGGAUACGACCCCACCGCAGGAGUGGCAGCACAUAGUGCUGAAGACAAAGAAAUACCAAAAGGAACGAGAGAGGUGUACGCAGAUAUUAUUGAACAAUGGUAUUUUGUGGCGACAUUUGAGUGAAAUAAUGAGCACCAGACGUGUGGACAACCGUUGGGAUUACGAACAACCAAAGUUUUUUCAUAGAGUCAAUUUAUUUACAAAAAGUAACAAUAAACUAACUGUUGAUAUUGAAGAAUCGUCAGAAUCUGGUAAAAUACAGACUGAAGUAAAAAAUGAAAGGUGCAUUGCAUGUAAUCCAAAAUUGUCAAUUAUCAAGGUGAACAUUAUUUUAUGCAGGAUCUCAAUGUAUAAGUUAAUAAUCAUAUUGUAUUAACAAUUAGACCAAUAUACCAGAGGAGAGAAUACCAUGGGAUCCACCAAAAAAGAAAUUAUCGAAAAAAUUACGAAGCCUAUCCAUCCAUAAUGAUGGGGUAAAUUACAAAUUUUCCAAACUGAAUAUAAAAAUAUUUUUAAAUGUAAAUAAUUUA